This is a messenger RNA of Anopheles arabiensis, 2072 nucleotides long. RefSeq names its product 37 kDa salivary gland allergen Aed a 2-like. The transcript is spliced from 4 exons. NCBI's taxonomy places the organism in Eukaryota, Metazoa, Arthropoda, Insecta, Diptera, Culicidae. Gene Ontology annotation, molecular function: odorant binding. The record is from RefSeq and is a predicted model, not a curated record. Bases 56 to 1120 code for a protein of 354 amino acids.
UAACACACUCAGUAUCCAAUCUGACUCGUGCUGGUGCAGUUCAGUUUCUGCAGUGAUGCAGCUCACGCCACGCUCAGUGCAUCUGGUGCAUCUGCUACUUGCUGCCACCACGCUGAUAAGCCCAUCGUGGAGCAAUCAUCAGAGCCAGCAGCUCGCUGUACAAGCAUUAUCACCGGAUGACACACUGUUUGCUCACUUGCGAUGCUUCCAACUGUUUGCCAGCGGGCAACAAUCCCGUGAUCGUGAUGCCGAUGCUGCCGAUUGGUUGGGAGGUAACCGGGAGCGCUAUCUGCAUCGGGUCGAACGAACGCCAGCGUUUGUGAAGUGUGUUUUGGGUCGGAUGCAUUUUUAUGAUUCGUCAGAAAGGCGCUUCAAUGUAAAUAUUUUGAGAACGCAGUAUAAUGCCUACAAACAAUGGAUGACACUGAGCGAGGAAGAUGUUGACGACUUUAUACACGAAGUGAGCAAUAUUGGAGCGCUAAACAGCUCGAAUGAUGAAGAAGUGUACGACGCCCUGAAGCUGCUGUUUACCAAUCACUCAUCUUCAUUCUUUCAACUCUUUCUGCGCGAUCCAACGGUGCUUCAGAAUAUGUAUGACGAUAAGUCUCUUUCAGUUCGCAAACCAAACCAAACGGUGGUUCAGUUUUGUGAGCUCCAAAUGGCAGCAGAACUGUGGGACGACAUUUGUCUUAUACGAGCGUACCAGAUAAGCAACCAUACGGAGGCAAUGGAAAGGCAUAUUGCUUGUAUAUUUCGAGGUUUUCAAUAUCUCGAUGCAAAUAGUUCAAUUGAUGUCAAAGAAAUCGCCAGAGAUUAUGAGCUGACAGGAACAUUACAUGAAGCUUCCAAGAAUUCCAUUGAAGAGUGUGCCAGAAAUGCUUCCGAAAAAGAUGACAUCCCCAAGCGGAGUCUUGCCAUGUACAGCUGUCUACUGGACGGCUCCCACAGUGAGGUGUUCAAGAAGGCUUUCGAUUUCCGUGAAGUACGCUCCGGCAAUCUAACCUUCCUCGUGCAGAACCUCCCAUACGAUCGGGAUCAAGUGAGGCAGCAAAUACUGGCACUGGACAAGGAACAUUGCAAUGAUCAGCAGCCACUUGCUGGUAGGUUUAUCGAGGAUUAAAAGCACUCAAAUCAACACAAACUCCUUGCAAAGCCGUCAUCCUUGACAAACCGCUCAAACAAAGACUCUGUAACGUCUCUUCCCGAUUAACAAACCCUCUUUUGCGAUGCUUACGAUGACUGAUGAUGUGUAAAAAAUGUAUUGUGCGGCCUGCUACAUCAAAACUGAUACUACGGCGUGACCUUGAAUGGUCACAUUACUCUACCCUGGCUAUCGUACUGGAUAUGCUUUGGGACACGCACGACACUGUGGGCGGAUGGCAACGAGUUGCACCAUCGUUAAAUGGAACCGUCGUCCCGGGACCUGACGCGACACACACACAGACACAUACACAGGUUGCUGGUUUUAUUAUCGACCAUAUUAUUGCUUACCAUCCCCCUGCGCCGUAGCGAUACAGACUCUUUCCCCCCGACUCACCCGAGGGUGCAAAUAAACCAUAAAACUCAAUUUUCAAUUAAAAAAUAAAUAGAUACAAACUCUCGCAGUCCACGGCGGCUUUGUGCCCAAGCGGGACACCGUUCUUGUGGCGCGGGCAAGCUGGCGGACUGUGGUAAUUAAGUGCGAAGAAUUGAUUUUUAUGACAAACGAUUAAAACUGGACAAGCUGGCUGGCUGUGGUCUGCAAAGUCUCAGCCUGCUAGUACAGACAAUGCUCCUACGGCUACGGUGCGGCUGCUAGGCGUACAAGGAAACGGAACGUUUCUGGAGCGUAGUGCACCUGAAGCUGCUGCGUGCGAAUUAAGAUAGAAUGCAGAAUGCUGCCCAGUGAAGUCAUUUAUUUCGUUGCACCGUUUAAAUUGGCGCCUGCGCUGGUGAUCACGAGAAGGCUAAGUGGCCGAACGAAGCCCAGCAAGGCAGCUACUGCGAUAACCACAGAGCCACGGCUCAAGCGAACAUUGCUCCGACUACUAUUUUUCAAUUAAAAUAAAGAAAAGCUCCAACACUUCCCAUUC